GGAAGAUAUUCUGGUAGAUUUUCCCGAUUACGCCAGACAUCUUGGUAGGGAGGGAGCUCGACGACCGACAGACGACCGAUGGCGACUUGGCGAGGAGAGGCGACUGCGAUUCUGGUGAAGGGCGGGCGGAAAUACGGGCUUCGCCAAAAUGCCUAGUGCACACCUGUCUCUUCGGGAGGAGGACGUGGUGCGACUGGCCUUAGAGUUCCUCCAAAAUAGGUACCUCCAUAUAUCACAGCUCAAUGUAGAACGAGAAACGGGCAUUAUUAAUGGCAACCAUUCGGAUGAUGCUCUCUUUCUCCGUCAACUGAUUCUCGAUGGGCAGUGGGAGGAUGUUCUUGAAUUUGUGCAACCACUUGAAGCAAUAGAUGCUUUUGAUACAAAGAAAUUUCACUUCAUUAUUUUGAAGUACAAGUAUUUUGAGUUGUUAUGUAUCAAAGCAGAAGCUCCCAAUCCCAGCAAGGAAGGUGCUGUUGAUGAACUAGUCAAGGUCCUGAACGAGUUGGAGAAAUAUGCACCGAACAAGGAAGCAUAUUCUCAACUCUGCCUGUAUCUGACACUCCCAAGACUUCAUGAACACUCAGACUUUCGUGACUGGAAUCCUAGUGCUGCGCGUGUACAAUGUUGGACUCAGGUGUUCCCACUGGUGGAGAAAUUCCUCCCUGCCGAGCGCCGUGGUGGUCUUGCAGGGGACAUGGAAGGAGUCGGAAUGGCCAAGAACGACCGCCUGGUACAGCUGAUCAUCAAAGGCCUGUUGUAUGAGUCAUGUGUGGAGUAUUGCCAGAGUCAGGCCACUGGUGACAGUAGUAACUCCGGCACACUCAAAUUUCCCUCCCUGCUCUCUUGUACGACAUUCAGUGACUCUGAUCUCUCGUUGUUGUCUUGGCUGCAAAGUAUACCACCCGAGACCUUUGCUUGUCCUUUUGAACAAAAGACGCUAAAUGUUGAUGUUGAACGAUUAGAAAAGCCAUCUCUGGAAGCAUCAUGGACGGAACAUCUUCUUGUGACGCCAAUUAAACCAAGAACUUUUCCACAUUCUGCGAUGCCAUACAAUAGGCCAAGAGCACGGGAUAUUAUGUCACGCUCUCUAAACCCAAAUCUCGAUGGUCUCCCAUUUGGUUUAGGUUCAAAUAGAAAUUCUAUGGCACUUUCUACAGGUGAUAUCAAUAUGAUGUCAAAGAGUAUUGCAAGCUUCCACCUUACAGGAAAGAAGACCAUGAAUACAUCCGUUGAUCGGCUUUUUGACACCGAAAACGUUUUCACAAGUAGUUCGUACGGGGAUCUGCCCACCAUCAUAGAAAAGGUCGGACUUCCCAAGCCACCUCCAAGGAGAGCACGCUCAAGAAGUCCCGACAAGAGACAGUCCACAGAUUCGCUCAACAAACCAGCUUUUUCAGACAAAGUUGAAAAGGAUAUUCGGGAAGAGAAGCCAGGUACACCACCAGCGCUGCCACCAAAGUCUUCGCCAACACCGCCCCAGAUUCCGCCUCCAAACCAUACCCCUCCGAACCUCCCUGCCCCAUACCAGCAACCUCAGCAUUACCCUCACCCAAAGCAAAACGUCCCUCUACCGCCUGUACCCGACGGCAAGCCUUCCCUCCCUCCACCCCAGCCUCCACAGCAAAACCAGAUGCCUCAGCAGCCUCCGCAGCCUCCCUUUGACAGCAACUGCAAUGCCAACAAUGAUCGCGAGACGGGCGAGCUCUUCAGCAUAUACCAACGGAGACAGCAGAUGAUGGGUCAGCAACAGCAGCAGAUGUAUGACCAGUACAGCAACAACAAUCAGAUGAUGAUGAACAUGGGAACUCUACAUCCUCCCAACAUGAAUAUGAAUAGUUUUACCAUUGUAAAACAUACUGUAGUUUUCUUAAUGGGAAAUUUACUUACUGUAGACCUAUAUGGAUGUGAUCAACACCAUUGUGAAUUAAAAUCAAGUUUUAGGGGUGAGGAUGAGACAUUUUGCUUUGGUUCUGAAUAUUUCAUGCGUAAAUUGCAAGGCCAUGGAAAUGUUCAGAAAAAGAUUGAGUUCAAAGCCUCCGGGGAUGGCAUGUAUGUUCAGAUAUUCCAAAUUGAAUUUUACGCCUUCAUGUACACUAUAUUAGUUGCAUCACUCUUUGUCAUUUGGAGCAUUGAUUGA
Penaeus vannamei (Pacific white shrimp) is the source of this 2137-nucleotide messenger RNA. The record is from RefSeq and is a predicted model, not a curated record. NCBI's taxonomy places the organism in Eukaryota, Metazoa, Arthropoda, Malacostraca, Decapoda, Penaeidae.